Blastocystis hominis is the source of this 1374-nucleotide messenger RNA. RefSeq lists its product as hypothetical. NCBI's taxonomy places the organism in Eukaryota, Bigyra, Opalinata, Blastocystidae. The transcript has a single exon. The coding region runs from base 1 to 1374 and encodes 457 amino acids. The record is from RefSeq and is a predicted model, not a curated record.
AUGGAACAAGUACUUUCCCUUUAUGAUUACAACAAUUUCGGGGAGUCAAAUCCUUUGUGUACGAGUUGUACUUAUCUUCCCAACUAUAGCCAGGAAUGGAUGAAUGGAGAUAUUUCUUAUAAUGGAUGCUAUUCUCCAGUUGACAGUGAGAUUGAUUGCUGUCCUUCCUUUGAUUGCUCAUCCAUGGGUUGCUCCUCUUGCUUUGAUGGCUGCUCUACUAUUGAUUGCAGUUCUUCUGUUGCCAGUUGCUCUUCUGCAUGCUGUUGUGAUACGUUUUUGGAGAUGUCCGAUCCUCCGCUCUGUAAUCCUCUGGGUUCUUGCGACUCGGUUAGCAAGUCUAUUUUGCUUCCAAGAGGUUCUAGUGUGUUGUAUCGGUGCAACUCAAGUCUUCCAAUUCCCUCGUUCGCGUUCGAAAAUGGUACUGUUUUACCUGCCAAUGAAUCUGCGACACUUGCAAUGUCUCUUCCCAACCAAGAUGUGGCGUUUCCCACAUCAGUCAGUUCGGAAGUACUUUUUAACGAGCAAGAGAUGAAAGAGGAGGAGGAAGGAGAGGGAGAAGAAAUGAAUAAUAUUGAUAGCAAUGAUGAUAAUUAUACUAUUACUUCGACUACUACUACUUUUAAUAAUAAUAAUAAUACUAAUAAUAAUGAUUUUAUAAAUGAUGAUAUCAAUUAUACCAAUGAAAUGAAUACGGAAGAAAGCACUCAGGAUCAGAAUACGAUCGGUGAAAUGCCCGUUCAGUAUCCUCCAUCGAAGAGAGGAUCGUUCCCUUUGGAACCUGAACCUGAACCCGAACCUGAACCUGAGCCAGAACGAGAGCAUAAACGUGUUCGAGACCAUUCUGAGGAGCGAGAGCAGGAUAGCGAUGGAGAUUGGAUGCUUCUCCCAGAGUCAGAGAUAUUUGAGAACCCAAGUGGUCGAAGUCCUCCCAAGAUGUGGACGAAAGAGGAGUGCAACCGUCUCCAUACUGCCAUUAAUCGCUUCGGUGUAGGUCAUUGGACCGAGAUUUCGCGAUAUGUGGGCACUCGCUGCGUGAGUCAGUGCAUUAAUAAGUGGAAGAACAGUCUUUCGAAGAAGCGAGAGCGAUGGACGGCUGCUGCGACGAAGCAGCUGAAGGAAUAUGUCCAGAGCGGCGCGAGCGAGAAGGAAAUCGCGAAGCUGAUGCCGCAGUACACAUAUAUCCAAUUAUAUCAGCAGAUCCGCAAGCUGCGGACGAACACCAGUCCUUGGGCUGAGUGGGAAACGGAGCUGCUGAUCAAGCUGAAGCUGGAAGGGCGCUUGGGCGACACGGAGAUCGGGCGCCAGCUGAACAAUCGCCAUCGCGACAACGUGAAGAACGUCUGGAAUCGCAUAAAGCGCGAGCAACACUUGUAA